CGACAAUCUUCCCCCCUUCCUAAAAGUAACUUUGUCUGGAUAGAUUACCAGAUUUCAGGAAGUUUGUCUGACAAGACAUGGAGGCAGACUUGUAAAUAUUCUGAAAGCACAGUCGUUAUUUUUAGUUGCUGCACGGAUGUUGCACUAUUGUUGUCUGAGUUUUGAUUCAUUGCAUUUGAAAAUAUUUCUCUAGGAGAAACAUUUGGCAAACAUAGGCUACUCUUAGACUUGAUUGGCCAUUUUGAAGGAAAAAGGGAGGUAGCGAGUUCUCUGUAUCUAGUUAAGUGAAGCUGUUGAGAGCGGUUAAAUUUAUUCGGCUUGGAACAACAGCAAUGAGAGGAUAAUGUUCAUCUAUGAAAAUAACAAAACGCAUACACACGGUCUCCUCACGCUACAUCUAAUAUUAUCGUUUAAUGAUGCCAUUUAUUUGUACGCUAUAUUUGAUAUUAAGAAAACCCCACUGGGGGCUCGAGGCACGCUGCCCAGUUGCAUUAGUAGGCUACCCUAGAAAGAAAACACAGCUGCUCCGUAUUAGCGUUCUCAUGUGAUGCACGUUUUAACCAGGAAUCAUUACGCAUUUCUUAUUUUCUAAAGAUUAAAAGAAUUGUUGAUUAAACGAGAACAUUAACAUGCAAACACAUUCAUGACAGAUGUAACCACCGGAGCAAGCACAAGGAACAACCGGCCAAUUAAAAUAUGGAUUAACUAAAGGGAUAUUUGACUACUAGACUAAUUGUGUGGCCUACAGGUUGGACGUGAUUCUCAGGCAUCAACACACACUCACAUCGCGAGGAUAUAGCUUCGUAAAUGGAGGGGAUUUUCGCAAAAGGAGUCCACCAGAAAGUUAAGACGGGGGAAUCACGAGAGGGGUACCAGAAAAUGAGGGUGCGACUGGGAUCCUUAAAGGUGCAGGAGGUCAUGGGAGGUCACCGGUCUUGUGACAUUGAGGAGCUUCUGAAACAGUCCCAGAAGGAGCUGCUCUGGAUCCAGAGGCAGUUGUCCAUCAUUGCGGACAGGAACUCAACGCACAGGAAGGCCAAGGAAAAGCUGAGAAGUGAAGUUUUGCCACUGCAGCUCCCAACGGCACAAAAUGUGGACCACUUCCAGCUUCUAGAAGACAAGAACCGUGCCCUCAAGCUCGAGGUCCUGACCCUCAGCCAGGAUAAACUGCAACGCAAGUUACUGGAGACAGAGGUUAACAAAAAACGGAAGGAGUGCGAAGCCCUUGAAGAGGAGGUGACGAAAAAGAGUCAAACAUGUCAGACGUUGGAGACUGAGCUCCAAGAUGUUCUUCAGGAGAAAAAUCGCCUGAGUCUUGAAUUGCUCACCCAUAGCCAGAAGGCAGUGCAAUAUGACCAGGUGAAGUCAGACUAUGAUCAGCUCAGAGAAACCCUUCUUGCUGUGACUCAGGAGAGAGAUUCGGCCCUGCAGGAGAAGAUCCAUCUCCAAGGCAAACUGGAGAACCUAGAGCAGGUGCUAAAGCAUAUGCGAGAGGCUGCAGAGAGGCGGCAGCAGCUAGAGUUGGAGCAUGAGCAAGCCUUGGCUGUUCUCAAUGCAAAACAACAGGAGAUUGACCUUCUUCAGAAGGCUCAAGUUGAAGCUAAGAAGGAACAUGAGGGUGCAGUCCAUCUUUUAGAGAACCACUUGGACAGCAUGCAGGCCAAAGUCAGAGAACUGGAGGAGAAAUGUCGGAUACAGAGUGAGCAGUUCAAUCUCCUGUCCAAAGAGCUGGAGAAGUUCCGCCUGCAGGCUGGCAAGUUUGACAUACUCAGCACCAACCCGUUGACCGUGUGUGAGUCACCCGGGUCCCCCAACAAAUCCCUGUUCCAGCUUCUCAACGGACUGGCCGCCCCCCUCGGGAAAGGCAAUGAGAGUCCAGCGAGCAGGUCGGUAAUAUCAGAGUUCAUCCGACCGCUGCAGAUAAGCGGAGACAAACCCGAGCUCCUGUCUGUCAAGCCAACAUUCCUCACCAGGAGUUCGGCCAGCAGCCCCAGACGGGCCUUCCUGUCCGAGAUGGACAAUGAACUCGGUUCCACGACCAGGUCCAAGGCCAGGUACACGGGGAAGGUCCGGCUCUGCAUCGCUCGGUACAGCUAUAACCCUUAUGAUGGACCCAAUGAGAACCCUGAAGCAGAGCUCCCCCUUGUGGCAGGGAAAUACCUCUAUGUCUACGGGACCAUGGAUGAAGAUGGGUUCUAUGAAGGAGAGCUGUUGGAUGGGCAGAGAGGCUUGGUCCCCUCCAACUUUGUGGACUUUGUCCAGGACGAGGAGCUGCCCCCUGCCCAGCCUGGGGACAGCGCCAAGGAGUCGGGCUACCUCAACCACAGCGGCAUGGGCCUGCAGGGCAUGGGCGUGAGCGCGGGCAUGGGGGUGGGCAGCCUCCUGUCCGAUGGAAAGCUGGACAGCCUGGGCAGCUUGGGCAGCUUGGGCAGCUUGGGGAGCCUGGGGAUGGACCUCUUCAGCUCCUGCAACAACGGGACGCUGGACGUCAGCAUCGACGAGAUCGGCGAAGACAUUGUGCCUUACCCCCGGAGGAUCAACCUAAUCAAGCAGCUGGCCAAAAGCGUCAUCGUGGGCUGGGAGCCGCCGGUGGUGCCCCCCGGGUGGGGCUCCAUCAGCGGCUACAACGUCCUGGUGGACAAGGAGGUGCGCAUGACCGUGCCCUUCGGGGGCAGGACCAAGGCUCUCAUCGAAAAGCUCAACCUGGCCACGUGCACCUACCGCGUGUCCGUGCAGAGCAUCACGGAGCGCGGGCUGUCGGACGAGCUGCGCUGCACCCUGCUGGUGGGCAAGGACGUGGUGGUGGCGCCCUACUACCUGCGCGUGGACAACAUCACGCAGAUCUCGGCCGAGCUCUCCUGGAUGCCCAGCAACAGCAACUACAGCCACACCAUCUUCCUCAACGACGCCGAGUACGACGUGGUCAAGGCGGGCGGCUACAAGUACCAGUUCUUCAACCUGAAGCCCAUGGCCGUUUACAAGGUGAAGGCCGUGGCCCAGCCCCACCAGAUGCCUUGGCAGCUGCCCCUGGAGCAGAGGGAGAAGAGGGAGAUCUCCGUGGAGUUCUGCACCCAACCUGCAGGACCCCCGUUCCCGCCCCAGGACGUGCAGGUCCAGUGCGGACAGACCCCGGGGGUCCUCCAGGUGCGCUGGAAGCCCCCUCCCCUUACCCCCUCGGGAACCUCCAACGGGGCCAGCGUGAUCGGCUACGCGGUGUGCACGAAAGGACAGCGGAUCGCAGAGGUCUUGUACCCGACGGCUGACUACGUCAUUGUGGAGCUGAAGAGACUGCAGGGUCUGGAGGCUCGGGAAGUCAUUGUCAGAACGUUAUCAGCACAAGGAGAGUCUCAGGACUCCUCAGUCGCCUCCAUUCCGCACAACCUCCUGGUGCCUCUGCAUCCCGCACCACACCCCCACCCCCACCCGCAGGCCCACCCGCAGCCCCACCCAAUGCCCCAUCCACAGCCCCACCCACCGCCCCAUCCGCAGGCCCACCCGCCACACCUCCAGCCGCACCCAACACCCUACCCGCAGACCUAUCCGCCAUCCCACCCCCAACCUCAGAUCCACUCUAUGCCUCAACCCCAGCCACACCCCCAGGCCCAUCCUCCACCACACCCCCAGCCCCAACCACUUCACCACCCACAACCCCAACCCCAGCACCAGCCGCACCCCCACUCCCAACACCACUCUCAGCUGCACCCGCAACCCCACCCUCACCCCAUGCCCAAGCCCAAGCCAUUAGCAAGUGCCAGAGAGCCAGAAACCAAAGAGCAGGAGCCGGGCGUGGCUCACCACGGCAUGCGGCUCAACCAGCCCUGGGAGCCGGCUCGCUCGCCCUCGCCCCUCCCCCCGUCGCACGGGCACACCCUGGAGCCCCCCCACUUCCAGGGCCGCCGCUCCCCUUCUCCGCAGAGGAUCCUGCCCCAGCCUCAGGGAGCCCCCAUCCCCAACACCGUGGCCAAAGCCAUCGCCAGGGAGGCGGCGCAAAGGGUGGCUGCCGAGAGCAACCGGGUGGAGAAGAGGAACAUCUUCAGUGAGAGGAGCAAUGCCGUUCACCCCCUGAACUCAGAUGAGGAGGAGGAAGGGUACGAGUCGCCCCACGCCAGGCGGCGGGGGGCGUCGGUGGACGAGUUCCUGAGGGGCUCGGAGCUGGGCAGACAGCCACACUACAGCCACAGCGAGGAGUACCAGACGGAGAGCAGCCGGGGGUCGGACCUGUCCGACAUCAUGGAGGAGGACGAGGAGGACCUGUACUCCGAGAUGCAGCUGGAGGAGGGCCGGAGGCGCAGCAUCAACUCCCACAACACGCUCAAGGCCUACUAUAGGCGCGCGGAUUUUGUGGAGGAGCGGGACAGCUGGGACUUGCAGCGGGAGGUGGUGCGGCAGAAGUCCCUUCGCAGCAAGAGGCUGCACAGCAUCCCCGAGGUGGCGGAGGAGGAGCUGGACGGCGGGGAGGCACUGGGGCAGCGGCUGCGCUUCGAGGAGGCCUGCCCCGGCACGCCGCGCCCCUGCUGCAGGACCCCCCGGGCCUACUACCAGGAGCCCCCCCAGCUCCACGCCCACGGCUCCCCCGGCAAGUGCUGCCGGAGGCUGCAGAGGCAGCGCUCCUCCCCCCGCUUCCCCGACAGCCGGCCGGGCCCGGAUGAGCGGGCCCCCCCGGCGGGCUGGGCCGGCCGCCAGACCACCAAGAGCCCCGACAGUGGCCUGGACUGCGGCAGCGAGGAGGAGGGCUCGCUGGGCCGCCGGGGCCACCCGCACGGCAGCCCCCUGCGGGGCCCCGUCCGCGCCGUCCACUGCGAGGGCCCCGCUGAGCGCCGCGCCCUGGCCGGCGGCCGCAAGCGCACGCUGACGCGCCAGUGCAGCGUGGAGGAGGACUUCUGCGACGUCCCCCCGCUGGCCAGCAAGACGGUCCACGUGGCGGACCUGCGGAGCCGCGAGCUGCACUGCCGCCCAGGCAGGGAGGCGGGCCACCGCCGACUGGGCGGCGACGUGGCCCUGAGCGAGGGCAGGCUCCACGAGGUCGGGAGGGCCUAUCACAGAGACUGUAGGGCUCACUCAGUGGCUCAGCUCAGCAGGGGGAUGGAGGAGCCGCUGAUUUUAGGGAACUCCCCCUCCAUGGGACGCUCGGACCGGCUGGAUCACUCAGGACGGAGAAUGACCCACGGCGGGGGCCCCCCCCAGCGCCGGCCCAUGAUGGUUCCUUCCAUUGAGAUCACCAUGGAGAGUAACAGUGAGGGGAGUGAGGGGAACCUCUCACCUGUCAAGGAGGAUGUUUACUAUGGCAGUGUAGCUCGGCGAAGGAUAUGGCCCGUACAGCGAAGUAUGGCCUCAGAUCGUCGAUAUGACGGCUACGGCGGCCGCGAGCGCCACUCCCCGGAGUACUACGAGGAGUCGGAGCCCGAGGACCUGUCCCGGAUAUUCGUGGCCCUGUUCGACUACGACCCGCUCUCCAUGUCCCCCAACCCGGACGCGGCGGACGAGGAGCUCCCCUUCAAGGAGGGGCAGAUCAUAAAGAUCUAUGGGGACAAGGACACGGACGGGUUCUACCGGGGCGAGAUCUGCGGCAGGGAGGGCCUCAUCCCCUGCAACAUGGUGUCGGAGAUCCAGACGGAGGACGACGAGAUGAUGGAUCAGCUCAUCAAGCAGGGCUUUCUCCCGCUCAACACCCCUGUAGAGAAAAUAGUGAACUGCGAUCGUUUCAAAGACGGGCGUUCAGUAAACCGCAGGUCCCGAAAAUCCAAGCGAGAACGAAACAGGCGGAGCGGGAGGCAGCACCCGGUGGCCACGCGGAGGAUGGUGGCCCUGUACGACUACGACCCCAGGGAGAGCUCCCCCAACGUGGACGUGGAGACAGAGUUUGGGAGGCUGGAUCUGGAGGCCGAGCUGACGUUCUGCGCAGGCGACAUCAUCACUGUUUUUGGGGAAAUCGAUGAAGAUGGGUUUUAUUACGGUGAACUCAACGGACACAAAGGUCUCGUUCCUUCAAACUUUCUGGAAGAAGUGCCUGACGACGUAGAGGUCUUUCUCACAGACAGUCCGUCUCGAUACGCCCAGGACACCCCCGCUCGGACAAAGACCAAAAGGGUUCCACUGGAAAACACUGGGCCGCCCAGAAGAGCCGCCUCCCCCACUGUGCGCCAACACCUCCCUGGCUCCGGGCCCGCCACCCUGGGGCCCGGCAGCCCCAUCAGGGGCCCCCGCGACAUGUCCUCCAAAAAGAAAAAGGGACUACUCUCCAAAGGGAAGAAACUGUUGAAAAGACUUGGCGCCGUGAAAUAAAGCGAUAUACUUAACUGAAGUAUAUACCAACCACAUUCAUAUUACAGAAAAAAACAACUCUAUUCUUUCAUUACUGUAAUUUAAAAAAACAAAUGGGAAAAAAAAUAGCUGUCAAAACUAGGAUUUUCAUGACAACUGUCAACUAGUCAAGUGCUGUACACACAUCUAACUCGUGCUCGCGAAGCACACAGUUCAUGCUCAGUUUUGACUGUAUUUGUUUGAUCUAAAUGCAGGGACUUUUACAGGGGACGGCAGAAUACCAGAUGUCACUAUUUUUAUGCAACCUCUCCAGUCAAGUAUGUUUAUCGUGGAUUCCAAGUGGAUCAAAAUGUUUUCUCAGUUCUGAAUGUAGGUCAGUCAGAGGGCAUUCACAGUAUUUGUUACCUCUCUCUCUCUAUAAAACACACAUUAUUAACUCAGUAAUGAAAAUGCUAUGCCCCCCUACCAUCACUGUUAUUGUUGUUCUUGUAAGCUUGCCUCCAAACAAAUUGGAUGGCGGAUGUUUACAGCCCAUGACUGACUAGGAUCAACGAGGGCCUUAGUAUACACUGUAAACACUUAUCAGAUUGAAUUUUUUAUAUAUAUAUUUACUGGCUUUGGCAUAAAAAAACAAAGCAUAGGUAACAUCAUAUUGAGUAUAUAGUGAAAUUAACAUCCAGAGAAAAGAACUAAAUUCACAUUUCAAGAGCAUACCGUUUCUCUAAGAGGAAUUGGUAAAACACGGUUUUCUUUUGGCUGCAAAAAAAUACACACCCAUCUGGACCAACAGGUGUCAACACUCAAGUCUUGGCUUUUUCAGCUUUUCAAAAGGGAACAUGCCCCCAUCACUCACGACUAGUUCAUCAGUAUUGAAUGGUCAUGAAAUGCCUAGUUGAAACCAGCCUCCAUGUAUUUGCCUUAUUGAUGCACAAUGGUUUGUAUUUUGUCCAGUAAAUGGAGCAAGAGUAGUUUGUAUGUACUGUGUGCAUUCAUGUUAAUGUGUUCCUUCUCGAAGAAAAAAGAAAUGUAGUUUCAAGUUCUGUGAUGAAGUGACGUGGUACUAACUACAUUUCCAUGUAUAUCUGAUUUUGUUGGAGGGCAGAAGGGGGUUGGGGGGGAGAGAUUGGGCUGAAUAGUCCUUUUUUUAAAAAUCCGAGGGGUCUGGGUCUAAUUUUUAA
Messenger RNA from Anguilla anguilla (European eel), 7439 nucleotides. RefSeq names its product RIMS binding protein 2 (gene rimbp2). Gene Ontology annotation, molecular function: protein binding. The record is from RefSeq and is a predicted model, not a curated record. The transcript is spliced from 29 exons. The coding region runs from base 808 to 6282 and encodes 1824 amino acids. Gene Ontology annotation, biological process: neuromuscular synaptic transmission. NCBI's taxonomy places the organism in Eukaryota, Metazoa, Chordata, Actinopteri, Anguilliformes, Anguillidae.